GUUUGUUGGAGGGGGGAGAAAGAAUUUUCCACUCCUCGAUCCCUUUUCUUCGAGCUACCCCUCCUGGGUUUAUUAUUUUUUUUUCAAGUAAAGACUAAGUGAAUUUCAUUCGAAGCUUUGUCGUCCAUUGUUUCAUAACCGAAGUAUUUAAAUACCGACUUAAAAACCCGUCCCAACCAAAACUGCCUACAGUUUGUCAGGCCAGAGAAAUUCCGUUUUGGCAAAAAAAAAUCGACUUGUGGGGGGGCUUCGCUUUACGACUGUAAGCGUUGUCUUAACCAUUGUUCUAUCAACGAUCUGGAUAUGAGACUUGUGCUGAACUCUUGACAGAAUUUAAAAGCUGUAAUGAAUGGAUGUUAAAAUGCCAAGGAAAACACCUCACAAGUCACAGAUCAAGAAUGGUAGACCAUCACUUGAAACUAUUGAAUAUGGACAUAGUCCUGGUGGACUUGCAUCAACACAGUUCUUAUCUGGAGGUCUGGGUAGCCUGCCAAAGAAGAUCAAAGUGGAAGACAAGCGAGCCCUGUCUACACCACAAUCUGCACCUAAUUCAUCUAAAAUGUGUGCUCCAAAAAUUGGCACAUUGGAAAACAAUACUACCACUCCCACUCUACCUCAAGGGGCUGCAGCAGAACGGCAGCAUCAUUUGCAAAAGAAAGAUGUUCGCAGACGUCUGGACAUGGAGCUAGCCCCUGAUACACAAUCACCCCUGCCUACCAGUACCACUUCUGAUGGGUUCAAAACCCCAAAAGCAAAGCGUGCCAGGACUAAAUCAGCUGCUGUUACUGUGCCUACAUUGUCAUUCAGUCCUUCACCUCAGAGAAAUCGAAGUAGUGCUGUAGAUAGAAGCAGAUUUGAUUCUUCAUUGGGCUUAUUGACCAAGCGUUUCUUGGGUCUUCUCCAAAGUGCUGAAAAUGGAAUCCUAGACUUGAACCUGGCAUCUGUGACACUUGCUGUUCAAAAGAGACGUAUUUAUGACAUCACAAAUGUUUUGGAGGGCAUUGGACUCCUGAAGAAAAUUUCCAAGAACAACAUCCAGUGGAAAGGCUCAGACUCUCCCGCAGAUUCGGCCGAGUCUCAGCGAGGUCUAAACCAAGAUUUGGCUGACUUAGAAGCCAAGGAAAAUCAACUUGAUGAGUUGAUUUCUUCCACUGAGAGCCAACUUCGGAGUUUAAGUGAAGAAAAAAGAUACGCUUAUGUCACGUACGGUGAUCUAAAAUCUAUUGCAGAAUACAGAGACAAUACUGUGAUGGCAGUUAGAGCACCUCCUGAAACCAAAUUACAAGUACCUCAUCCUUCUGAAGGAUACCAAAUCCACAUGAAGAGCGAAAAAAGUGAAAUUGAAGUUCUUCUCUGUCCCGAAGAUGAAUCCUCCUCGUCUUCUUCCUCAUCUCCAUCUUCAAAAGAAUCCAGUGGAUUUCCUAGCCCGGUUACAAACGGAGCGAUGAGAGCCCGGUCACAUCGAUCUAAUAGAAGCGGUCAAUUUAUGCCCCAGUUCAGUGAUGACGAAGAUCAAGGUUUGUUACUGGAAACAAUGGACCAAAACCAGCAGUCGGGUUGUGAAUCUGGACUCGACAUUUCCUCAGUUACAAUCCCCGCCGCUAAUGAGCCGUUUCUUUGCUUGGAACCGCCUAUUGACGAAUCGGCUUAUAUGUUCUCAAUGGACGACGCCGAGGGCAUUUCCAAUCUAUUUGAUUUUUCAUUUUAGAAACCUAGAUUCGCCUAUUACUAUAGAAAUUGCACCUACUAUAAUAUUGAUAAACCACAUGGAGUUUGUUUGGGGUAGGGUUACGAGAAUUUCAUUAACGUGUUGUAUUAUGAUCACUCUCAUACUCCUUCUCUCCUGUGGUUUUUUUUUUUUGUUUUUUUUUUUUUUUUUAACUUAAAGCUCUUAAUAUUCAGAUAUGCGCAAAUCAGUCAGUAUUUUUCCAUCGUUUUUAUCCUAGAGAGCUGAUACGCGUUUGCCAUCCAUUGUUUACCUUUUCCCAGCUCAUUUCCUACUCAUAAUUCACCAUCACUAAAAUUAUUUUAAAAACACAAAAGCCCAAGAAGGUAAUGGGCAUUAAAGGCCUUAGGUCAAUCGACUUUUGGCGACUAUUUUAGUUUGUUGGUUGAGUAGAAGGCUAUAUACAUGAGUGCAAGAGAUCCUUCGAUUUUUUCCUCUUUUCUCCACUCCUAACAUACUCCUUUAAAUAUUGCAAGAAAACUUGCAAAAUCAUUUGGGUAUGUUAAUGUUUCCUUCAUGCGUGUGUUUUAUACUUCGUUGCCGAUAAGCCCCAUGCGUAUUGAUGUCGCAGGAUCGCCUCCUCCACCCGGAAUAAGGUAUUUGUAGCCACCCCUAUUUUCACCUAGAUUUUAAGUUUUGUUCAGUUGAACUGCCAUUUUGUGCCGAUGAUUUUCCUCCGUGAUGAUUAUCACGGAGCUGUGUAUGUGACUGUGUGAACAUGUAUGUGUGUCUCCGUGAGCUGAAUAUUUCCCGCUGCGUUUGAACGUGUCGGACUUGAUAACGCUUUCACGUUUUCCCCGUGUUUCGGCUCAAGUGAAUAAUUCUUUCCCCCCCCAAUUGCUAUCUCCCUUUUUCCCUUAAUUUUGUGGAAUACAGUUUUACACUUGAA
Messenger RNA from Daphnia pulicaria, 2615 nucleotides. RefSeq names its product transcription factor E2F1-like. The coding region runs from base 350 to 1708 and encodes 452 amino acids. The transcript is spliced from 7 exons. The record is from RefSeq and is a predicted model, not a curated record. Gene Ontology annotation, biological process: regulation of transcription by RNA polymerase II. Gene Ontology annotation, cellular component: RNA polymerase II transcription regulator complex. Gene Ontology annotation, molecular function: DNA-binding transcription factor activity, RNA polymerase II-specific; RNA polymerase II cis-regulatory region sequence-specific DNA binding; protein dimerization activity. NCBI's taxonomy places the organism in Eukaryota, Metazoa, Arthropoda, Branchiopoda, Diplostraca, Daphniidae.